CGCGAGCAAACUCUUCCAUUUCCAUCCUCGCCGUCGAAGCAGAAGAAAAAGCAGCUGUAUCAAGCGGUGUCCGCGGUCGUCAAGGGGGACCUCAUUCUCGUCGAGGUAGUGGAGACGGAACAAACGGGUCCUCGUGAGCAGAGUGCCGUUAUUUCUUUUACCGAUAAUUCGGGAAGUUCUGCUGCGAAAGUAACCCGCAAGCAGAUCCCGUUCACGGAGCUGUGCUGGGAGAACGCGAAGCAGUCGCUGCAGCAGGAUGUGGAGGUUUUGGUCAAGAACGCGACGGACUACAGCAACAAGCAACUUGUCCACGCCGCGGCGGAUUACAGCGGGCCAAACACGAGAACUCACACCGCUGUUUCUUUCGCUGACAUCAAAGGAUCGACGUCCUCCUCGCAGGAACAGGGCGGACUGGGUCUGAUGGACGAGGAGCAGCCGGCGACAGGAGAGGGAGAAGUCACGACGACCCCGGCGGCCGGAUUGAGUGCAGACGAGGACCAAACGCAGUAUUUAACGUUCAAGAAGCGGGAAGUGCUGGAAGUUCUGUACAAGACAGAGCACUGGUGGUACUGCCGGCAACUGGAAACCACCACGCGCGGAAUCUCGCAGACCGGUUGGGCGCCGGCUGCGCUCUUGCAGGAACUCGGUCGCGUGCACAAAGAGUUCCAAGGAGGAGCUGGCGGCCAAGAAGAGCAGCCUAGAAGUAUGAACAGCAGCAAAGAGAAAGAGCAGGCAGGGGAGGACCAGCAAGAGCAGCAAUCGCCGAUGCUCUUAUCCGUCGAUGUCAAUGACACCGUUCAAAUCCUUUUUCGCCAUUACUCCGGGUGGAGUUACGCGAAAAAACUAGUACAACAGGAACAACGACGGACAGCACAGCCGGACCAACAUCAUCCAGAAGUAAAUCCGGCUGCCGAUCCAGGUGUCGGAGAGCAGGUGGGCUGGCUGCCGGACGCGUGCAUUGUCCCGACUUCCGAGUCCCGGGACAGCAAAACGGUGCGACCGUUUGUGCAGUCGGUGAAGAAGCACAAGGUGAUCCAGGAGAAUUUGCAGAAGAUCCUGGAAUCCGCUCAUGCGGCGCAGAGCUCGCUGCAGUGGAUCAUGUCGACUUCGAAGUCGAACUUGAGCGGGACGACCAGCAACAGCCAAGCCAUACUGCUUCCCGGCGCAGCGAACUUCUUGGACGAGGAAACGAAUGCGAAGAUCGUCGACCAGAUCGGACUGUUGAUCGAGCACUUGACCGUCGAGGUGAAGCAGAUUUGCGACGCACUGUACGGCAGCCAGAACUACGAAGGAGCGGGCGCAGCAGGAGUAGACUCUAGUAGUACAACUCAGAAGCAGGCCCGGGUGCGCUGGCUGUGGGAGCAAGAGGACGGGGGUCGUGGGCCGAACGACGAUGAGGGAACAAACAACUCGUCGCAGUUCCUGCAGAACUGCCAGGUAAACGAUGUGGUUACGGUUCUCGCGCAAAACGUCGAGGAUUCCGGCUGGAGUUACUGCGUAUUGCUGGUGGAAGAUAGGGAUAGCAGAGCAGCAGCGUCUUCCGCAGCUUCUUCAGAAUCUGGAACAAAGACAGGAACUGGAAAGAACGACACGUAUCAGAACGAUACCAGAAAUAAAUCCGCCACAACUACUGCUUCCGAAGGCUGGGUGCCGGAGGACGCUCUGGACUACGAAGACGUUUACAAUUCGCACAAAAGCAGCAAGAACCAGCUGUACCGGAAGGGAGCGAGCAAAUCGUCCACAGCGUCUUCCUCCAAAAUGUAUCCUCGUUGCUCGAUCGACGAGCUUCCGCCGUGGGUCGUGACCGACUCGCCCGCUCGGUGGUACUCGCAUUCGCAAAAGAAGUACUGUGACGUGCGGAUAACGGAGAUCAACGAGAGCCGGAACAUGGUCUACAUCCGGUUUAACGUGAACGAGAACGCGUGGAAGGGCGUGCGGUUCUACGAGCUUUGCCGCACGGCCGCUAGUCGGAGCAGUUCGAAGAGCAAAGAAAAAAGCGGGCCGGGGGAUAGGAGUUUAUUGGAGAACCAUGAUUCAUGUGGCCUUGACCACGACAGUGCCGACGACAGUGGCAGGCCGUUUUGCUGCCUCCAGCCACCGCUUUCCUACCAUGCCGGAGAACAAGAAGCGCAAUACACCAGAGGAACUAGCACGCUGGACCAAAUUCGCGAGGAACGGCCGGAAGACCUCUCCAGCCGUGGCCUAAAUGACGUGACCAGCCAGGCGGACGUCGACAUGCUGGGCGACAUGGUGACCGGGGUGCAGCAGAUGCUGGCGGCCCAGCAGGACGACAAUUCGACCACCGGUUCGAUGCCCACCACUGGGCAAGAGCAGCUGGAAUUUGACCUGGGCCAGAGCAUAUGAAUUGCAAAAAUGUCUGGGUCUGGAAGAAUGCAUGUUUGUCAUGCAUAUUUUUGCAUGCCCCAAGAGGUCUGCAAUGCAGGACUUAGCAUGACAGGUUCUGUGAAGUCUCUAUCAUGUCUAUCCCGCAUGACAAACUGCCGCUACACUUGUUCAAACGUGGACGCCUUUUGGUAAUCAUGCAACGCAAAUUUCUGUACUAUCCAGACUUAGCAUGACAAGUUCCAACCUUCCAGACCCAGACACUUUUACAAUCCAUAGAGCAGCGACGAGGAUAGCAUCGAGAAAGCUUUGUCCUCUCCCGGGGUUGGUGGAGAGCAUGGGAGUACUAGAGGUCGAUACAACGCCGCAGCCGCCAAACUUUUGGACAAGCCCACAACGCCCGUCGUGGUGAACGUGAACAACACCAGUUUUGACGCAUCACCCGCCCCGUCCGCGCAGUUCUUUUCCGCACCGGUCACGCCGCCGCCGAACAGCAACGCAGUAACGCCGAACGCCGUGUUUUCCGCAGUGACGCCCAACAAUUAUGGAAAGUCGCCGGGGAAAGAUGAACCGUCGAGCGACAGCAGGCAAAGUUCCCCGGCGGUUCGGUUAAACGCCACGACGACCGUGGAGGAGGGGGAAAGAACUCUUGAAAGACGCGACUCCAUCCCGUAUGUUCCGCCGCCGCCCCUGCCGAACGAGAUGCAGCACGCACCGCCGCCCGAGGAACUCAAGAAGGGCACGAUCGUCAUGCAGAGUCUAACAAAAAGCGGCGGGAUGAGUUUGAAUUUGCAAGGAAACAAUGGUUCGUCCUUUCUCGACGUGCAGCUUGGCCCGUCCGAAACCACGGUGCGUUCCGCGCGGAGGUCUCCGGAAGCUGUGUCCCUGGACGGAAGCCCACUGAAACAGCUGAAGUUUCGGAAGUCAGACACCAGGGUAUUGGAAAUCGCGUCGAAGGAAGAGCUCUCGCAGGUGCUCUUUUUACCAAGCCCACCGCAUGGAGAUGCAGGUUUGUUGUGCUGUUUUUGCGUGCUUUUUUUGUUGUUCUCCUCUGCAGCUCGACAAAAUCAAUGCACUUUUUGCUUCUUGCACGUGCAACAGGUGGUCUCUUUUACAUUGAUUAGUGUUUACGGUUUUUUUGUUCCUACUUGUACUUUUCACGUUCAGGAGCCGGCGCCGACGACCAGCGAAGUGCGAAUAUCGAGGACAUUAUGCAAGAAGGUACGCACGACGUUCGCACAGCCGACGUGCUAAUCGAUGAGCGGAACAACGUGUUGCUCCACCCCGAAUCCCGACAACCGGUUCUAGCCAGGACAGAAAGUGAUGACGUGAAUGUGAAGUACGUAUACGUGAACCCUGACUCCAACCAAAUCACCGGCCUCGCUGCGCUCCGACCCGACGGAUCGCCGAAGAAACUGGACAAGUCCGCAACGAACAUCGAGGUGAAAGCGGUGGUCGUAGACAAGAGCACGAAGGCGAAACUGGGCAUGUUGCCGGUGGCGGAACAGGAUUUCUCAUCCACUGUGCAAGACCCGUUGAAGGACCCCAGCAACGCCAUCCGCUUGGUCAUCGAUGCGGAGGCGAGGGAGGUGCUGGGAUACUGCGACCAAACAGUUCCGCUGCUGAGCACGUGUGACGAAACGGAAAAACCAGAGUCAAAACAAGUUUCCCCAAACAUCAGCACCACGAGUGGCGCGCCGGCGUCCUCGCCGGGCGAGAAAUCGAAGUCUAGCGCGGACAACAAAUCCGAAGUUCAGAUCCGGCUGCCAGAUCCCGGUGUCGGAGUAGGAGUUGUAGAAGGAGAAAAUAAAACCGCGACCGCAGACGCAGCAGUUGCCGCUGGCACACAGCAGACACCAGCGCAGGUAUCGAAGAAGAAACAGGAGAAGCAGCAAAAGAAGGAGAAAAGAGCCGCGGUGCGGAUUCAGGCGAUCGCCCGGAUGUUCUUGAUUCUGAAAAAGAUCCGGAAACGCAAAAUAACCGCGAUCAACACGGUGAAGGCGAAGUGGCGGUCGUGCGUCGCCAUGCGGGUCAUGCACAAUUUGCUGUACAACUUCUCCGCAACGGUGGUCCAGAAAAGGUGGCGAGGGAUCAAGGGGAGACAGACCGCGAAGCAGAAGAGGAAGGAGUUUGAGCAGCGGCAGUUGGCGAAGAUUGGCAAGGAGUUGGAAUCCAGCGAGUUUGUCCUGUCCAUGAUCAACAAAUUGCAGCAAUUGGACGACGCGUUGGAUUUUAAUCACGUGAACAAGGAGCUAAAAUACGAAUACGAGUCCUUGCGGAGGAGAAGUAACAGCAACCCGAAUGUGGGCGUUGCAGUGGGCGGCGGAGGACAAUCGCACAACAGAAGUUUGCUAUCACAAACUCUUGAGCCAAGUAGUUCAACAUCCGCGACUACUACCUCAAAAGGGUCUCCUACAGCCUACCACAACCCGAAUUCCGUUGUCGAAUUACUUGCCAGCCCGAUUGCAGAGCUGCAACCUCCACAAGGCUACCUGGUGUCGAGUAGCAGUAAGACGAAAACAAGCAAAGGAGCUCCGUCGCCGGGGACUCCUUCUACUACAACUGGUGGAGUUUUUGCCUUCGCUAACGCCGGCGGAUUGUCACUCGCGCCAACUUCACCGGCGAAGUUGCAGCAGAAGAAAACCACGCAGCGCGGGAAGAUCAUGGUGCUCGCGGGGAAGACGGCGGAUAUGCGGAAGAAAGAGCACUUGCUGUUUGAAGAGGCGAUUCAAGCGCGAAUCGGGGUGCUGGAGCUGGAGCUGGCAAACGCAGCGGAGGCGGAGAGAGAAAAGCUGGAGGCGAAGCGGAAGGAGCGGCAAAAGCGCGUGGAUUUGGCGAAGGAAAGGAGCUCGGCUUCCUCGUCUUCCGGGAACGAAUCGACCUCCACAGAAGUUGUAGCUGAAAACGGCGACAAUGACAAAACAAAGCCAGAAGCGCUGCAGGCGGAGAACCAAAAAGAUUUGGACAAUUGGUUCGAAAUGGAAAAAAGCAACUUGGAAAAAGAGAUAAGCGAAACACGAACUUACGAGCUGGACAAGCUAAAAUUAAAAUCGAAGCGGCUCCGGGCCCUGCACGAUUUGGCGGACGCGUUUGUCGGCAUUCCGCUGUUUAAGACGUCAAAAGACAACGAAAACAACUUCUCGCAGCAGAAAGACAUCGAGGUGCAGAACGUCAGCGUGAUCAAUAAUUUACGGUUCGAGUUACUCAACUCGACGGAGUUAAGCGUCACACGAACAUCGGAGGAAAUAAGCACGACCAGCCAAACUGCGACAGCAACCUCCUCCUCUCUCCCUCUCCCGUUCCUGCUGCGCAAGUCCGCCGAGUGGGUGUCGGCGCUGGCGCUGGAGGGCGAGUGGCCGAGCUCGAUCGAAGAGAGGAGAGAACGGAACAAGUUGCUGUUCGAAAACAUGAAACAACUCCUCCAACAGGUUUUUGAAAAGGUCAAGCUCGUGGAACUUGCCGCGAAGGAAAGCGAGCAGCUGGUGGACAAGCACUCCUGGGACGAGGACCUGAUCGUGCUACGGAUGACGAAGCAGGAGCGCCAGGACCGCGCGGCCUUCCUGGCGCAGCAAAACUUUUCCAAGCAGAGUAAAAUCGACAAGGAGUUUCACGACGAACGGGUGAAAAGGGACCAGUUCACCGAAAUCGAGCUGAAAAAGAUGUACGAGGAGCAGAUGUUCCGCCUGUCCUCACUCUUCCGGUUUCAGAAAUCGAAAUUUAUGGACUGCUACUCCAAACUGAAAAUGACCGUCUCCGAUCUGGAAGCCAUUGCGAGCAAGGAGAAGACCGCGCUCAUUGAGCAGACGCAGGAGAAGGUGGAUCUGCUGGAGAAGCAGCUGGUAAGCAAGCAAGCGAUUUCCCGCCAGAUUGCGCACUGCGCCAUGCUGAUCCAGAUUGAAAAGGAGCGGCUGGAGCAAAUUCUGGCGAACUACAAAACGAUGACGACGAAGGAACGCGACACCGCAAUUUUCAAGGGAUUGCGAGUCACGAAGUGUGUGAAGAGGAAGUUGAAGGACCUCGACGUGGACCGAAACGCGAAAGAGAAAGUUUCCAUUCUCCUCUACUCACUGAGGAUGAUCGAGGCCAGGUUGCAGUCGAAAUUAUCCGCGAAAAACAAACGGGACCCGGACGAAGGCGCGGACGAGGAUUUCGACGCAGUGUACGAGUCGUGCUUUGCGGGGACAAGUAGCAGUGGGAACACUUCGAAGGCAACUCCAGCGGUCACUACGUCGAAAGAGGUGGAGAAAAAGCAAAGGGACUGGCAACAGAGAGAAGAGGACUUCGCGAUCAGGUUAGCGAAGGAAAAGGCAAGGUAUUUUAGAUUUUGCUUUUAGAGGGGUUUUUGUGAUUUGGAAGAAGAAGAAAGUGAUACUCCAUGUGACCACUACUACAUACAAUCCAGACUCCGCGACAAAGAGGACAAGCUCGCCAGGAAGCAGAUUCGCAGCAUGUUGAAUAGCGGUAAAGAGACGGCCGAGAAAGAAUUCCGCGCGAAGUUCCUGGUUUUUGAAAAUCUCCCAACCGCAUGGAAAAGCAAGAUCGAAAAGACUGCGGAACCCCUGCGACUUGUGAGGUUGGGCAAGGAGAUCGGGGACGCCCUGCAGGUGGAGGUGAGCCGCUUCUUGUCGAGGCGCAGACACGAAUACAUGCUGGAAAGCAAAGCGUUGGCGGAAAUGGGGCAAAGUUUGGAAGCCGAGCUGCAGAAAUGCGAAUCCUUCGAUUUGCAAGAGACGAUCUUUGCGUACUCGUGGAUAAGUAAUUCUAGUUUCAUCUUUGCAGUGCUGCUGUUCGUAAUUUCGUAUCAGACAAAAUUAAAAAUUACUUUGCUCUUGCAUCGGCUUCGACUACACGGAAAAACUUCAUCUCCGAUCAAAACAGCACCAACCCGGAGACGACAAAAGCGUACAAGGAACUGGAGAGCGAGCUCGCCGCUUGGAAUACGCACGUGUCAGAAUACCGCGAAGUGAUGGAAUCUAAGUUGAAACUUGACGAAGAGGAGGAGGAGCACGUUCCGUCCAGGAGGAACUCCGUGCAAAGACUCGACACAUCCAUGGAAGACGAAGAAUUAGGGUCGGAUUCCGACCAAAUCCCCACGCCACGCGGGGACGAGGACGAAACCGGCGCGACGGCGAAGGAUCCUCAACAUAACAAGCGGGCAAACGCAAGGCACUCGGCGAAGCGAAGCAGUGCGAGUGGACUUCCUACCGGGCGGUCCUCUGCGCAACAGGGGACGACGACAAACAAGGGAGGAACAGGGAACAAGCAAGAAUCGCCUGCAUCCAGUGCCACCAAAACGCCACCGGCCAACCGUCCCCCAUUGCCCAACUUUCCUCAGAUGCUGAAAAAGAUCAACUUACCUCCAGCCACGACCGGUGCACUUCCCCCUAGGCCUGUGAAAUUUGACAUGCCGGCAUUGAACCCGUUUUCCGCUGCGGCAACUAACAAUCUAGCGAUGGAACACCAUAAGGAACAGCAGCGAGGCGGCGAGCACCUGAAGCAAAAAUCAUCUGGCGGUGGUCCGCCGAAGAAGCAAAGACCGGCACAAUUGAUGCUGAAGGAGCUGGACGCAGGGUUGGGCGAUCUGGAAAAGUUCGUCAACACUGCGGGGGGCGCGAAAAAUUUGCCGCGAAAAGUUGCACGCGCGCCAAUGCCGCAAACGCCAAUGUUUAAAGCGUAAAGAUGAUAGGCGGGGGUAUCUUGGCGCUGUGACGCGGAAUAUUUUCUGUCUUCUGAGGUUGCCUUUACUAGCACUUGCAUAGGUAUGUUUUUUCGAAUGAACUUUCUUGACCUGCUUCGUGACUUUCUUUUUACAAUCUUCACUUUGCUUCCAAAAAAUGUUGUUGUUGAGCUUCUAGGUUUACAUCUGCGUUGGCGCCGUUGCCUCGUACGAUCUGUUUCAAAAUUUGAUGAUGAGCUUCAGUAUAGAUGACAAAAACAUAAAAGAAGAAGAUAAAGAAGUAUAGAAAAACUGGAACAAGAUAAGGACUCCACCCAUCUUGAGAAUAAAAAAAGGUACUCGGUCAAUAAAAACGAGCAGCUUCUCUCGACAGUCACGGGCACAUUCGCUAGAUGGCUGCGUCUCAUGACGCAAGGGGAGGCUUGACGAAUGUGGUCGUCGGGGCGCGUAGGACUCGCGCGACUGUCG
Molecule: messenger RNA, 8488 nt
Organism: Amoebophrya sp. A120
Lineage: Eukaryota; Dinophyceae; Syndiniales; Amoebophryaceae
Source: the annotation of a GenBank genome assembly